Molecule: messenger RNA, 1638 nt
Organism: Phymastichus coffea
Lineage: Eukaryota; Metazoa; Arthropoda; Insecta; Hymenoptera; Eulophidae
Product: kynurenine aminotransferase-like
Exons: 7
Coding region: 1-1251 (416 amino acids)
Biological process (GO): biosynthetic process
Cellular component (GO): mitochondrion; cytoplasm
Molecular function (GO): pyridoxal phosphate binding; L-kynurenine:2-oxoglutarate transaminase activity
Source: RefSeq, a predicted model, not a curated record
AUGUCGUAUGGUACAGUUAAGUUGGAUCCAAGAGAAAAUAAAGUUAAUAAUUUAAAUGACGAAAUGAACAAUCUUACUAUCGUUGAUCUGAAGGUAGAUUACAGUGAUCAAGAUAUUGCAGAUUGUUUAAAAUCUGCUCUGGUCGAUGCUAGCGUAUCCAAAGAUGCAUUGAUGAAUGAAUAUGCACCAUACUUGGGUGUGCCAAGAUUCAACUCAGCGAUCGCAAGGUUUUACUCCAAAUUGACUAACCGUACAUUAGAUCCGAAAAGCGAAGUUCUGGUCACAGUUGGUGCUAGCGAGGCCCUUUUUGCAACCUUCAGUGCACUCUCAUCCCCUGGUGAUGAAUGGAUACUCAUAGAACCUUUUUACGCCAAGUAUGAGCCACAAAUAAAAAUUGCCGGUGCGAUUCCUCGAUUCACGGCAUUGAAACCGGCAAAUUCGAAUGAAAAUGGCAACGCAAACAAUUGGGUACUGGAUCGCAAUGAAAUUAGAAAUUUUAUUAAUAACAAUACUCAAGGAAUCGUUUUCAAUAAUCCAAAUAAUCCGCUUGGCAAAAGUUUCACCGAUAACGAACUCAAAUUCAUUGCGGAACUGGCCAUCAGUCAUAAAUUGUGGAUCAUUUCCGAUCAAGCUCACGAAUUCACAUUAGAUACGAUGACUCCGAUAGCUUCAAUGCCAGGAAUGUUUGAACGGACAAUUACAAUUGGUACAGCUAGCAAAUCUUUUGGCGUUCCUAGCUGGCGAAUCGGUUGGGCAUACGGACCAGCCGAAGUUAUUCGGCGACUAACCUACGUGCAAGCGCAAAUAAUUCGUUCGCCAAGUACACCACCGCAGCUCGCCUUGGCAGUCGCUCUGGAAGACGAAAUCUGCAAUUUCAACAGUUCAGAUACUUACUUAGCUAGAGCUCGAGCCCACAUCAAACGAAAGCGUGCCAUUAUGAUCGAAGCAUGUCGCGAAGCAGGAAUGUUACCGGUCGAACCGCGUGGUGGCAGUUGUUUGAUCGUUAGUUGGCCAGGUCUUAGCGGCAUUGACCUGAGUCCGGUUUCAGGUCGCGAUCGAGGUGAAAAAUUUACUAAUUGGAUGCUCGAGAAUGUGGGUAUAAACAGUGUGAGCUUCAAUAUUUUCUACGGGGAGAAUCACAAGCCGUUGGGCGAUGAUUACCUUCGAUUCUGUUACAAUAAGAAUGAUGAGACUCUACGACUUGCGGCAAAAAAUUUGUUGUUGUUGAAGGAGUACGUCAAUAAUUCAUGAGCUAACUCAUUGACCGUUAGGAAAUACUAGUCGCGUCAAGCGCGCUUCGCAUUUUUAACCUUCAUUUUCUAAUUAAAAUUUUAAAUAAUCUAAGUAUAAUAAAUCGAGAAGGGUAGAGAUAUAACAAGAUUUCAUAAGCCACUUAUGUAGUUAAGAUCCAAUUGAAACUUUAAAAUCACAAAAACUAUCAGACUUAAAGAAAUUAAGUAAUCUAUUAUAUUCUAUGAUGAAAAAUCGUUUAUCUUAAUGUAUAUUGAUAGUAUAUUCAUUAAUUUUUAUAUGUUACAUUUCUAAAAUUUCUCUAUUUUCAAAGACAUGACUAGGAUUUUUAAGUGGGAUUUGUGUAUGUAGGUUUUAAACUUUAUAUAUCUUUAAAGCUACCUUAAA